Messenger RNA from Ruditapes philippinarum (Manila clam), 720 nucleotides. RefSeq names its product stromal interaction molecule 1-like. The record is from RefSeq and is a predicted model, not a curated record. NCBI's taxonomy places the organism in Eukaryota, Metazoa, Mollusca, Bivalvia, Venerida, Veneridae. The transcript is spliced from 4 exons. The annotation marks the transcript as partial. Gene Ontology annotation, molecular function: protein binding; calcium ion binding; calcium channel regulator activity. Gene Ontology annotation, cellular component: endoplasmic reticulum; plasma membrane. Gene Ontology annotation, biological process: activation of store-operated calcium channel activity; store-operated calcium entry; intracellular calcium ion homeostasis.
GUUUACGUUUUCAAUCAAGAAAGAAAUUGACAGGAAGUUUUCGUGGAUAAAUUGUGUAUUCUUGAGUGGAAAUGUUCUACAUUUAUUUAAAUUCAUAUCAAAGUGGAGUAUCUAAAGUUAUUUGUGAAUAAUGAAAGAAAAUUAUGUAUUUAACCAAAUUUAUGGAUGGGUUUCUUUCUAAUCGUUUCCUGUGAAUUAUGUUCGGGUUAAAAUGUCAAAAAUGUAUAGGAAUUUUUACCAGGUGAUUCUCCUAGUGUUCUUUGCAUGUUCCACUUUUACUGAAAAGAGUAUCAUUACUGCACAAGCAGUCUCUUCAUCAACAGUUGAAUCUUCCUCGCAAGAACUUGAAAGAAUUCCUUUGCCUGAUGAAAACUGCCCUAAGGAGGAUGUACCAUGUCAAGAAGAUAUUGUUUCUCUUGAUGCCAUAAAAACACUUCAUAAACAGAUUGAUGACGAUGAGAGCGGAAAUAUUGACAAGAAUGAAAGCAAAGAGUUUUUCCGAGAUGAGUUGCAGAACACAGAUGGGUUUGAAAGGCAGUCGAUAUUCCAUGGACAUGAUGAUAAAAUAAGUGUAGCUGAUCUCUGGAAUGCAUGGAAAAGAUCUCAUGUAUAUAACUGGACAGUGGAGGAUGUGGUAGAAUGGUUGAUAUGGUCAGUGGAUUUACCGCAGUAUGCUCAAUUGUUCAGGGAUAAACACAUCAAUGGGUCAUACUUACCCAG